This is a messenger RNA of Humulus lupulus (European hop), 891 nucleotides long. Its product is annotated as putative F-box protein PP2-B12. The record is from RefSeq and is a predicted model, not a curated record. Gene Ontology annotation, molecular function: protein kinase activity. The transcript has 5 exons. NCBI's taxonomy places the organism in Eukaryota, Viridiplantae, Streptophyta, Magnoliopsida, Rosales, Cannabaceae. The coding region runs from base 1 to 891 and encodes 296 amino acids. Gene Ontology annotation, biological process: protein phosphorylation.
AUGUCAGAUGUGACUGAGGCACCCGAUUUGUCCGCCCAGCUCGUUGCUCUUACCGCCCAGAUAAAUGAAGAACGCAAGAAAAUGAGGAGGCUCAAAGCUGAGAAUGCUAACUUGCUCGUGCGAAUGGAGGCCAUGUCUUCUCAAGCCACUGAGAGCUUUUCAUUGGAGAAAAAGACUGGAAAAAAGUGUUUCAUGAUAUCCGCGAGAGAGCUCUAUAUCAUUUGGGGUGAUGCUCCUCAAUAUUGGAAAUGGAUUUCUUCACCUGAUGCUAGGUUUGAAGAAGUGGCUCUGCUCCUUCAGGUGUGUUGGCUGGAGAUCAGUGGGAAGAUUGAGGUUUCGAUGCUAUCUCCAUUGACAUUGUACACAACAUAUGUGGUCUUCAAGCUAAGGGAUGAAGAUUUUUAUGGAUUCAAAACCCAAGUAGGAAAUACUACAAUUGGAUUUGUGGGAUCGGGUGAGAUUGUUCGGGGAACAGAGGCUUUAGAUGGCGAUUAUUACGAAAGAGAAGAAGGAGAUGGGCAUAACUAUCCAAAGGAGAGAAGAGAUGGGUGGAUGGAAAUUGAGUUGGGUGAGUUUUUCUACGAUGGAAGACAAGAGGGUGAGCUGGAAAUGAAGUUUCAAGAUUUGAGUAGCCAUUGGAAGGAUGGUCUCAUUGUUCAUGGCAUCGAGGAAGCCAAGACGGUGGGACAGCUGCGCAGUGAGCGCUUGGCAAAUUUGAUUGGGUGUUGCUGUGAAGGCGAUGAGAGACUCCUUGUUGCUGAGUUCAGGCCUAAUGAGACUCUCUCUAAGCAUCUUUUUCAUUGGGAUACCCAGCCUAUGAAAUGGGCAAUGAGAGUCUGGGUGGCUUUGUAUCUGGCACAGGCCUUAGAAUAUUGCAGCAGCAAAAGGUGA